This is a messenger RNA of Solanum tuberosum (potato), 362 nucleotides long. RefSeq lists its product as uncharacterized. The coding region runs from base 22 to 165 and encodes 47 amino acids. The record is from RefSeq and is a predicted model, not a curated record. The transcript has 2 exons. NCBI's taxonomy places the organism in Eukaryota, Viridiplantae, Streptophyta, Magnoliopsida, Solanales, Solanaceae.
UCACACAUAGAAAGAAAGAAAAUGGAUGCUCCCCCAAAAUAUCAAAAUAUGUCAUAUUAUGAUAAUGUCCAAAGGCAACAUGAAGAAAAAGGAUGCCUCUAUGCUUGUAUGUUUGCGAUGUGUUGCUGCUUCUGCUGCAAUGAAAGGACUUGUUGUUGCUGUUAGCACAAAUUAAUCAUCAUCGUCGUUGAUUAUGUUAUUCAAAUUCUUCAAAAAUAUUGUCUGAUGUGUGUGAUUCUCCAAAAAUUAUGUAUUUUUAUAUGAUUUGAUACGAAUACAAUAACAGUUUUUAAGAAUUCGAGCAAAAUAGAUGCAGAGUAGCUUGUAAUGUUGAUGUUUCGAUAAAAUUGGAUGUUAAUCGA